AGGCAAUGGAGGCACUUGCAAAAGAAUCAACAGAGCAAUGGAUGGAUGAGGAAAAAAAUUAACAACAGAGAUGACAGGAGAAGACAAUAUACAAGUUUCUGUAGAUGCAGGUUGGCAAAAGAGAGGCAGUGGGAAAGCAUAUAACAGUUUGUCUGGGCAUUGUUCUUUGAUUGGCAAAAACACUGGCAAAGUCACCAACUACAGAGUGAGGUCGCGGUCCUGCAGGGUGUGCACAAGUGCGGAUAGCAAGGACCAGUCACCUUCUGACCACGACUGUAGAAAAAACUGGAAUGGUUCAGCAAAGGCAAUGGAGCAGGAUAUGAUCGUAGACAUGGUAUCAGAUUGCAUAAACAGAGGCUUCAAAACACAGACUAUAAUAGCUGAUGAUGACUCCACAACAAUUGCUAGGCUGCGACAACAUGUAAAUGUCAACGAAAAUUUCUGA
Molecule: messenger RNA, 445 nt
Organism: Pecten maximus
Lineage: Eukaryota; Metazoa; Mollusca; Bivalvia; Pectinida; Pectinidae
Exons: 3
Coding region: 71-445 (124 amino acids)
Source: RefSeq, a predicted model, not a curated record